Octopus bimaculoides (California two-spot octopus) is the source of this 1633-nucleotide messenger RNA. RefSeq names its product tetratricopeptide repeat protein 7B. The record is from RefSeq and is a predicted model, not a curated record. Gene Ontology annotation, biological process: phosphatidylinositol phosphate biosynthetic process; protein localization to plasma membrane. Lineage: Eukaryota; Metazoa; Mollusca; Cephalopoda; Octopoda; Octopodidae. Gene Ontology annotation, molecular function: protein binding. Gene Ontology annotation, cellular component: plasma membrane.
CACGAGUGAAAUGUUUUGAUCAUAGGUCAGUUGGAUCAGAGCCGAUGUGGAGCUACGAAGCCACACCUACAAAAUCAAUCAUUUUAAAUUUAUAUUUUUCAAAUUAGAUGGUUAUGGGCUCGUUCUUCUAUUUAGGAUACAAUCCAGACCUCUGAACACACACAGCAAUUUAUAUUUAUUCGAGAGUAUAAAGUUCUAAUUGUUUAGAUAAGGUCGAAUACGUAGGUAUACACACAUGACAGUCAGAUAGUAUCACUUGUCAUUAAUGAUUAUCGUAUUUUUCAGACAUCGCAUUAUUAUGAAAUAUAAUAGAUUAAUGCAAGAUUUACUGCUUAUAUAUGGAAAAGUAAUCACUUCUUUUAUCUAGCAGUUUUAUAUAUCUUUAUAGUGGGAGGUAAUUCUGCUCGAAAUCAAGGUUCGCUUAUAUUAAUUAUUAUUAAAUGUGCAUGUAUAAUGAUGAAUGAAUAUAGAAAUUAAUAUUUUUUGUGAAGGAAAUAUAAAUUAUACUAAAAGAAAUAUAUAUCAGUGAAAUUCAUUUCAUAAACACAAAAAAUAAAACAAAUCUAUUGAAAUUAAUGUAACUAGCAGACGACUUUGUACAGUUUCCUGUGUAAUGGCGGCGAAAGUGAAGCCAUCCCGGCUGGAGGCUGAAAUUGAGAAAUGUAGGGCCGAAUGCAGCUGGCAAAGGGCUUUAGAAUUUGUCAGACAACUUGUUCACAAGUCUCCAGGUUUUGAAUACAUGGUUGACUUUGUGAUGGGAGAAUGCAAACUUGAAGAGUACCUAGAGAAAUUCCCCCCAUGUGAGAAGAAUAUCAACAAAGCUAUAAGUGAACUUACUGAAGCUGAGGCCCUUUUAAACCGAGUGAUUCAAGGGGACAAUAGGUUCAAAUUCGAUGCUCAACUUUUAUUAGUCAAAAUCCACUACUGUCGUGGCAAUUAUACUGGUGCUUAUGCUUUAUUGGAAAAAGCUGAUAUUGAUAACAUCACUAUUAAGUCUCCCUCAAUCCGGUUUCUACGGAUUUUAGCCGAAGGCUAUGCUAUUAAAGGUCUUUGCUUGGAACGGAUGCCCCCAGCAACCACUAGCAAAUUUAAAGCUGCUGAGAAAGAGGAGAAGAUAAUUCAUUAUUUUGAAAAAGCUGGUGAUCUGGCGUUGUUACAUUUACAAGAACAGGAGAGGAGUCAGACCAGUGGGCAGCUAGGUGUUGGGCAGGUAUCACUAGCCCCUGUUAACGUGAACGAUGUGGGACUUAUUCUGGAAACUGCAAUACAACAGGCUCCCAUUUUACACAUUAAAAAUGGAAAACUCUCCUGUGGUAUUAGCAGAUUUCGAGAGCUACUACGGGCAGUCGAAUCUCGUUACACCCAAAGUUUACGACAGAUUCUUUCCCGUCAGCUGGCUGAAGUUUUGUUGAGGGGUGUCUGUGAAAGAACAUACAUUCAAUUAGAUCUUAACUCUGAGAAUUCAGAAUCAAGAAGUGGAAACACAGCUGUUCCUAGAAUGUAUGCUGGAGAUAAGCUAUUUACACCAGCAAAUGAGAAUGAGGAAGCCCUUUUGUUACUUCUUAUUGCUGAAGCUAUUGUUAUACCAUGUCUCCACCUAACUGAGAAUCAUACUACACACUCCAACAUUUAG